Molecule: messenger RNA, 612 nt
Organism: Leptosia nina
Lineage: Eukaryota; Metazoa; Arthropoda; Insecta; Lepidoptera; Pieridae
Source: the annotation of a GenBank genome assembly
AUGAUUUUACUCGAAAACUGCGCUGCAGCGUUUGGAAAAUUUCCUGAAGUGGAAAAGAAUUCAGCCGUCAUGUUCGCGGCUAUUCAUAACAUCGUCCUCGCUAAAAUGUUCCUUCUGUUAUACCACAAGAAUUCUAUAAGGAAAUUGAACUAUGAAAUCGCAACCGUGAUGGAAAACAUUGAAGAGGAACGCGUUAUGAAAGAACAAUACCGGAAAGUAAAGUACGGAAUUACGCUUUAUGUUGUGAGUGUUUAUUUGUCGUUAGCGGCCUACGGGAUCGAGAGCUUGAGGAGGGCAAUCACUGAAGGAACACCCUUCUACACGGUGGUAACAUAUUUUCCGUAUUUUGAAGACACAUCUAUAAUAGCGACAGUCAUACGAACAUUCUUUUACAUCACAUGGCUUUAUAUGAUGCUUCCGAUGAUGUCUGCGGAUUGUAUGCCUAUCAUACACCUGAUUAUAAUGGCGUACAAAUUCAUUACAUUGUGCCAACAUUAUGAAACGAUUCGAGAGGAAUUCCAGAGAAAUAUUAAAAGGGACAGACGACAAGCAACUGAAAUCCUACAGAAGGGUUUCUUGGAAGGGAUCGUUAUUCACCAAAAACUAUUGUAG